This is a messenger RNA of Myotis lucifugus (little brown bat), 1032 nucleotides long. RefSeq names its product heat shock transcription factor, X-linked member 3-like. Lineage: Eukaryota; Metazoa; Chordata; Mammalia; Chiroptera; Vespertilionidae. Gene Ontology annotation, biological process: regulation of DNA-templated transcription. The transcript is spliced from 2 exons. The record is from RefSeq and is a predicted model, not a curated record. The coding region runs from base 1 to 1032 and encodes 343 amino acids. Gene Ontology annotation, molecular function: sequence-specific DNA binding; DNA-binding transcription factor activity.
AUGGCUAGUCAGAGUAUCUAUGAGAUACACGAAGCCAAGCUGGCCCCAUCAGAGGAUGGGCAACCACCAAUAAUGGCCCAAUAUGAUACAUCCACAGAGCCACAUGUGGGUCCAAGGGAGGCUUUGGAGAGGCAUGGGGACCAGGAAGAGAGCCAAGAUCCAAGCCCCCAAGACAACCCACAACCACAGGACCCAAACCAAGGCGCCACCAAUGUGGAAGGAAACAACAUUCUUCUUGGGUUGUCCUUCCCAAGAAAGCUUUGGAAGAUAGUGGAGGAUGACGCCUUCACGUCUGUGCGCUGGAAUGAUGAUGGAGACACCCUGAUCAUCGAGGAAAAUCUUUUCCAGAGGGAGAUUCUUUGCCGAAGGGGUGAGGAGCAAAUAUUUGAAUCCAAAAGCCUGAAGAGUUUCAUCCGCUUGCUGAAUCUCCAUGGAUUCAGCAAAAUACGCCCAGGCAACUCUUCAGUUUGCUCUCCAGGCAACAAGAUGAUGAUCUACCAAAACUGCAAUUUUCAGAGAGACAAGCCUUGGCUUCUUGAGAACAUCAUGAGAAAAGGCAACCGGAUGACUCGCGCUUUGCCAAGGACCAGCUCAACCCCUCCCAAGAGAAAGAAGAAGAUGGCUCCCACAAGACACUCCCCAAGAAUUCGCUACAAUGACGGCAACAACGAUGCCGAAGAAAAGGCCCAGAGGAAAGCCAAGAAUGAUUGGGAACCCAGUGCAGCAGAGUUUUUCAAGUACUUGGGUCUGCGGCCCAUAAGCAGUGCCAUGGAGGUCCAGUGCCCAAGUAAGGCAGGUGGUCCAAGUGGGGAGGGCAUGUCUGGGAAUGUCAUGUUUGUACCCCUGGCUACUGCCAGAACUGACGGCACAGGGGAUCUGCCUACAAGCCCCACAAAUAACCCACUCCAUGGUUCAGUGAUGUCUUCAUGCAAUGUCUGUUAUUCCACCCUGAUGGCUGGCCUUUCAGUCAUGGCCCCACUUGAGGACCCUGACAAGGAGGAGGAAGAAGGUUCCUCAAAUAACAAGUGUUAA